Molecule: messenger RNA, 476 nt
Organism: Dermacentor silvarum
Lineage: Eukaryota; Metazoa; Arthropoda; Arachnida; Ixodida; Ixodidae
Exons: 6
Coding region: 57-476 (139 amino acids)
Source: RefSeq, a predicted model, not a curated record
GCGACCGCAGUAUUCCCAAGUUCAUUAGCAGGGAAGUCCUCGAUCCGGCGCUGUAUAUGACAUGCCAGAUGCACGGAAACCUCACCCAAAUUAUUGUACUGGUGUUGUCAUCUGACGAACUACCGGAAGAACGUCUCGCCUCCUCAAGUGAACGUCACCGACAAGGUUCAGGAAGCCUCCGACAGAUGGCGCCACGAGGAGCACGGGCUUUUUACUUUUUUCGAUCGAAAGUGUCCAACACUUAUCCUGAGGAGGAGGCCACAUUGCCUGCAAAGAGGUGGAUGUCUUCUGAAUGCCAAGUGCUGAGCUGCCCGGGACACUCAUCAUUAUCAGUCAUUGCACCAUCUACCGGCUGGAAGAACAUCAAGGCGGGUACUUGGGAGCACGUACUUGAGAGCUUAUUAAAACGACCUGCAAUAAAGUCUCUUGCUAUAGGAGUUUCCGUGAUUUAUUACUCGCACUACGGCCGUUCGUGA